CAAAUAUACAGUUUGUGAAAGUCAUGACUCAUGAGACUUGAACUGGAAAUGGUGGAGAAAGAAAAGAAAGAAUUCAUCUCUCGGCUUCUCCAAGGAUUUGGAGGAAUGUUGCAGCUAAAACAGUCACUACACGUGUUCUUUAGGUGCGGAAUCGGUAAUGGUCGAACAGCUUCCUUCUGGUACGAUUACUUGACUGAGUUAGGGCAUAUUGGGGAUCUCUUGGGUCCUGCGGGAUCAACAACUUCGCAUACAGUGGAAUGCAACUUUUUCAGUAGCAACACGUCUUGGAAAUUAUUACUUUCCUCCCGUACGUUUUCUUAAUGCAGAAACUCCAAUGGUUGGCAUUUCUUCUACACAACGUCCAUAAAAUUCUUAUGCGAUGAUGUGUAUUUGUGGUGAGGUCCUGCUGGAAUUUUUUUAAAUAGAUUGAUCUCCUCCAAAGUGACAUAGGAACGGCUUAGACAACCUGGACCUGUUGUUUCUUGCCAUACUACGGUUUGGUUCAAGCAAGAAAUUCCAGGAUGAUCUUUUGUUACUUGGAUUGCUAUGUCAUCUAGACUCCCUUCUAGAGAUAGGCUGUUGUCUUGGGGUUUGACUGUCCUUGCAAGCUGUGUUCUAUGUACGAAUGGUACAGAGUCUCAUGGACAUCUCUUCUUCCACUACGCUUUCGCAGUUGGAUUGUGGAACAUAUUCACGGGGAACCAGCUAGACAUUGGCCCAUCAGACUUCUUGGACUCGGUGGACUACAUGACUUAUCACCGGACAGUGCAAACAUCUUCAAGCUGCUACUGCAACUCAUCAUGUAUAAUAUAUGGAGAGAACGUAGAUAUAUAUAUUUUCAGACAAACUUCCUCUUCUGCUGAGGCGGUUCUCAGUAUAAUUGAUUGAUCAAUGAAGGAUAAGCUUCUCUCCAUUCCAACAGUUUACAUCUCCCUCUAUGCUCUAGCUCUACUUCUAAUUCAUUGAACCUUUCAGCUAAUGAUGCUCACUCUUUGUUUUUCAUUUUCUUUGUUUCUCCUCCUCUGUCCUCAAAAGAGAUAAUAAAAUGAGAGGAGAUUUUGUUUCGGUUUGACUCGAAAAGAAUCUAAUCGCCAUGUAACCAUUUUGAGUAAUCAUGUCAUUGACUUUGGCUCCGAUGUAUUAGAUAUAUAUUGGUGUUAGCUUUGUCUCCUCCCAGUUCAAUUAAAUUGUAUUAUAUACUUUUAAAUUAUUUGAUCAAUGUGAACAAAGCAUGUGUUUCCACGCAUUAAAAUAAUGAACACUAUUCUAAAUUUUAAUAGAGAUAUAGAUAAAAUUAUAAAACAAACCAACAUGUAUGAAAUUAUGAAUAUGUCAUCAAUUUAAUAAAAUUAGGUUAUUAUGUUGAUUAAUUGUAAAAGCCUAUCAUAUAUUUUCAUUAAAAAAAGUCUAUCAUUUUAUUAUAAAUUGUUGUCUUGAACAAUAUUUCAGCUUAAACUUUUAACUUAACAAAAUUAAAUUUAUAUAUAUUUAAAACAUCUAUUACUCUCAAAGUAUAAAUGAAAUUUUUUCGAACAAUUUUAAAAUGUUUAACAACUAAAUAUUCUACCAUAAUGAGCUGAAUUUACAUCAAUAUUGUUUUUAGGUCCAAUAUUAGUCCAUUUUAACAAAUAAUAAAGAAUUUACAAAUUUAAAUAUUAUUUAUAAGAAAUUUUUUAGCAUAAGUAUUCACGGGUGUAUAAUACCAACUCAAUAUCACUAUACUUCUUCCACAUAACCAUUAUAUAUCUUCAAAAAUGGAUUUCAAAUCAUUCAUUAUAAAUCAAUAAAAAACUCCAUAAACAAAUCCAAAGAAAUAUCAUUGCAUGUGCAGAUCAAUCGUCGAGGAGCAGACAACGUUGGUAAUAUCAUGGAACCAUCAAUCAACGAUUUUAAACAAAAGCACUCAAGAUAACCGGGUAUGAGCAAGUGCAACAGAACAGAAGUCUCUUGCAUCAUUUCUAACCAGAUCAAAAAACAAAAAAAUUAGAAAUAAGAAAGAGAAAGCCUAAAGGAAAAUAGAAGAGAAAAAAAAACGAUUCUUAAAAAAAAAGACGUUUCUGAGGUUACUUCUUCACAUGUCUUCUUUUUAGUGGCAAAAAAUAUUAAUCUAUGAAACCACUUAUUCAUUAAUUUAUAAAAACCACUCAUGAUGUUAUUCAUGUUGUCCUAAGCAAGUACAAAACAAAAUAAUACACUAUUUUCACAAACCACUAUCAAAUACAUCAAAAAAAUAAUUUUCAACUCAAUAAAAAUAAAACAUACAAACCCGGCGCGUAGCGCCGGAAUACCACUAGUAUUUUUUAAUAACUGGACAUUUGAUUAAAACAUCAUAUACAAAGAAAGUAUAUGCUAUUGUGUAGUAAUCACUGAAAAUUUAUAGCUGGAUUUGGGUAUGGAUGCAUAGAUGGAAAACCGGGCCAGAUCCGCUCAUGAGCAUAUGCAAAGGAACCGUUUUCUUAGACUAUGAUGGUUCUUUAAUACAUUUUAUUUCAUCUUUUAACGUUCUAUUUCAACUUUUUUUCACCUCAUCAUUCAACACGUAUUUAACUUUUACACACUAAAAUGUUUUUGUUCAAUAAAAUCCAACACUCUAUUUCAUUAAUUAAUAAUUAUUUUUUAUAUAUCCAAAUUAAAUAAAUCUAGUCUUUAUUCAUAAAAAAUUGAAUAAUAAAUUUUUGUAUAGAAAAUAAAAAUAAAUUAUUUAAUUUAUAAUGUGAAUAUUAGUUUUAAAUAAUUAAGAGGAUGUAAAAAUAUUAAAAUCUUUAAAAAGUGACAUGUGUCAUUGUUAGACUUCACUUUCUUUUUAUUCAACAUGUUAGAAUUUUUCGACACCAAGUAAUCUAAAUCAUAAAAUUUUAUUUUUCAACAUUUUCAUUUUAGUGAUUCAUCUUUUAUUCAACAUCUCAGAACAUUACGUAUACGAAGAAUAAAUGCAUAAAUUUUUAUUUGAUCGUAGUACAUUACAAAAGUUUUAAAAUGUCAAACCGAGACUGAACCCGGUUUAGAAUAUUGAUAACGUAGGCCGGUCUAUUUAUAGCUAACAAUGGUAUUGUGGUCUUACAUCAUGUUGUUAGGAUUACUGCAUGUAUUUUAUGAAUGGAUUUGGAAUUAAUUAUGGAUGCAGAGAUGGAGAAGCGGUUUAGAGUAUCGAUAGAGGGGGAGCAGGGCCGGUCUGACAUUAUAACUUUUUUUAUUUAUAAUACUCUACGUUUAAAAGGGCUAAAAAACUAGAGGUGCGAGAGGUUGAUAUCAAGCCGGUCUGAGACUCGUGCCAACGUCUCUGUCCGAGUUUAGCUAGACCUUUUAUGUCAAAUAAUGCCACAAAUCGAGCAGCAUAUGUGUUUGUCGCUAGCCUUUGACUAUUUCCUGAUGAAGGUUCAAAAUAUUCUCUAACUGAUUGAAUCAAAGGUUAACUAACCAAUAUUUUGAAGGGUGAUUUGCCAAAAGUAAUUCAAACCACGGUGAGAAAUAUUUAAUAAAAAUAUUUAUAUACAAACAAUAAGUCUAUAGUGAGCAAAUUCUAUUGCACCCGCCGGCCGUAAGUAUAUUAUUGAUUUCCGAAACGACUAUCAUAAGAUUAUAAAUCAAUAAAUCAUAGGUUAAAAUCUAAAAUUUAUAUAAAAUUUGCUUAUUCUAUUUGAUAAUCACACCUGUAUACAAAUAUAAUAAAAGAUAGUUAUUUGCGUGUAGUCUUUGACUUUCAUUUCUCUCUCUCCAUGUUCGACAUGGAUCUUCAAAUCAAGAACACCACACAACGUGAGCCAACUUCUCCCAUUCACAACAACGAAGAUGGACAACAACAACAAUUCCAUCGAGGACCAGCCUGCAGGGAAGAAGAAACCUACCACCCUCUUACUUAUCCCAUGUCUCCUCAUCACUACCUCUAUGCUUCUCCUUUAUCUCUCCCAAAACAAAAUCAUCCUCAUCAGCAGCACCACCACUACUAUCUCCGAUUCCGAUCAUUCCAGACUCAGAUACGAUCCAUGCGUCGGCCGAUACAUAUAUAUUCAUAAUCUACCUUCUAGAUUCAACAAAGACAUCCUCCAAGACUGCGAGUCGAUUUCAAGACCAAAAGAUAAAACCAGCAUGUGUAGGUACAUUGAAAACUCCGGAUUCGGACCUCAGAUGGGUGAUGGUGAUUCCACCGAUUCUAAGUACUCUCGGAGCUGGUACGCGACUAAUCAGUUCAUGCUUGAAGUUAUUUUCCACGAGAAGAUGAAGACAUACGAGUGUUUGACGAGUAAUUCGUCGCUGGCUUCGGCUAUUUAUGUACCUUACUACGCUGGUCUAGAUUUACGGCGAUAUAUGCAGUGGAGUUGUAACGUCUCUGAAAGAGACGCAGCCGGGAAGGAAAUAUUUAAAUGGCUCAAAAAGCAACCCCAAUGGAAAGGUCUGUCAGGCAAAGACCAUUUUCUCGUUACCGGUCGGAUUUCAAAAGAUUUCCGGCGAUACUCCGAAGAUAACUCUAGUUGGGGAACCAACUUAAUGCUUUUACCGGAAUCGCAGAACCUUUCUUUUCUCACCAUUGAACGAAGUCCAAAAAGACAAAACGAGUUCGCUAUUCCUUAUCCAACCUACUUUCACCCGACUUCAGCCGUCGAGAUUCGCCAGUGGCAAGACAAGAUGAAGCUCACAAACCGAACAGUACUCUUCUCAUUCGCCGGAGCUCAAAGGCAAAGCAAAAACUAUAAAGGUUUGGUUCGCACUCAAGUUAUCGAACAAUGCAAUAGUUCUUCCAAGGCAUGCAGGUUUCUUGACUGCGACGUUAAAGCCAACAUCUGCGAUAAUCCGAUCAGUUUGAUGAAGCUUUUCGAGAGUUCGGUUUUUUGCUUACAACCACCGGGUGAUUCGCUAACCAGAAGAUCAGUAUUUGAUUCGAUCUUGGCUGGUUGUAUUCCGGUUUUCUUCAGUCAAGGAAGUGCAUACAAGCAAUAUACAUGGCACAUACCGAACAACAUUAGUGAAUACUCUGUUUAUAUUUCGUAUAAAGAGCUGAGAAACGGGGGAAAGAACAAAAUCGAAGAGAUUUUGCGUGGAAUACCGAAUGAGAAAGUUGUCGGUAUGAGAGAAAAUGUAAUAAGACUGGUUCCUAAGAUUGUGUACACUAAACCAAACCGACACAAACCGGAUGGUGGGAUUCUUGAGGAUGCUUUUGAUAUUGCUGUGAAGGGAGUGGUAAAGAGAAUAGAAGAAGCAAGGAGAGAAAUUCAAGACUGAGGCACUUUCAUUUUAUGUAUUUAGACCCAAAAAAUGAGUUUCCUACUUUUUUGUAUGUAGAAUAUAAGAAACAAUAAUGCUACCAUAAAACUCAUUUUUUGGGUAAUGAUUUGCAUUUUUGUUAAUUUUUAUUAUUGAUUCAUUUAUUUGUAUUUCCUCAUACAAGUUUAUACUAAUCAAAUCUAAAAUGAAGGGAGAGAAAGACCUUUGUAGUGGUCUUUCUCGAGAUUGUACUGCUAGCUUCUGGAGAUGUUGGUAGAAAACUUCAAGACUAGAUUCGUCUAUGAAUAUUACAUCAGAACCAGUGUUCAUCUCACUCGCAUUGUUGUAACUUGCUGAAAGAUUCAGCUUCGCUAACAAAAACCUUGCCUGCCUCCAUUGUAAAAAACAUAAUGACCAAUCAAACCACAACAUUUAUUCACAAUAAAAGAAAAGUAAGAUUGCAGGAUUAUAAGACCACUUGAGAUGAAUAAUUAAAAAGACGAUUAUGGAUAUUUCUAACCUGAGAUCCAUGUUGAUCGCAUACAACUAGUCUUGGCAUGGGAAACGUCCAUGAGCGAUCAUCUGCGCAUCCUCUUGAGGCUCUUGCAAUAGUUGCGCAAACGCCUACAAGACAAGGAAAAAAAGAUCAGUUUAUGAACAUGUAAGAUAAGUUAUUUUUUAAGACAUCAGUUGCAUCUGUGGAGCUUAUAAACCUGGUGCUCAGGAUGAUUCUGAUAGCCAAGAGUGGGCCACUGUGCUAUUGUCAAUCAAUGGAAUACGACAAUACUGAAGUAUGAAUCCAACAAGAGGAUACGGUCUGAAGCGAUUGAAGAUACAUCCAACAAUGCUGCUUGAGGUAUUGAGUUGAACGAAUAUGCUGUUAAAGAUGGCUGUAUCAUAACGGCUGCGUUUGAGAUAUUUUCUCGGUUUAGUAGCAUCCUGCUGUAGGCAGUUUCGUCUGGACUAUUGUUGAACACCUGAGUAUCAUCAUCACAUAACAUGUUAAGCAGAGUCACUUUUUAAUUUGUACAGAUUAAAGAUUACAACUUUUUAAAUGAUCUCAGUUAAUAUAUAGGGGUUAAUUAAAAUCGAAGCCAUAAGAAAUAGCUAGAGUCUAGCAAGACCCAUGCAUGAUGAAUUGAUGAUGAUGAUUCCUUUUGUCAGAAUUUUAAAAUGGUCUCAUUGGUGCAAAUUGUAGAUAACGAAUCAGGCUCGAGAAACAGGCACAAUACUUUUUUUUUUUAAAUGUAGCACAGCCAUAACUUUCGAAAAUCGUAAUAUGGAAAAUUGAGAAACUUCUUGUUUUUAAGUCAUACAACCACGACAUCCAACUUUAUAAUGACUUAGUAGCUCAAAUCAUCAUAUAGCUACUACAUCGUUAGUAAUAUAUUAUAUAUGGUUAACAAAGGAAAAACAAGUUGAUCCGAGCAUGUCAUAUAUAUACGUUAAAAUGGUAGGUCUCACUUCACGUGUUGAUGAAUGUAACUUAAAAGAUGCGAAACCCCGAAGGUGCCCAUAGCAUGUGGGACACAUUCACGUACACCCAAACACAACACCAACAAACCCAAAACUCUCUAUAUAGACAACAACAAAAAUCAAAUUUAAGCCGAAGGAGAAGAAGAAAAAAA
Brassica rapa (field mustard) is the source of this 6827-nucleotide messenger RNA. Its product is annotated as probable xyloglucan galactosyltransferase GT15. NCBI's taxonomy places the organism in Eukaryota, Viridiplantae, Streptophyta, Magnoliopsida, Brassicales, Brassicaceae. The record is from RefSeq and is a predicted model, not a curated record. Gene Ontology annotation, molecular function: glycosyltransferase activity.